UUCUUCUUCUUCGUCGUCGUCGUCAUCAAUCAUCAUCUUCUUCUUCUUCAUUUCUCUCUCUAAACCGUAAACCCUAGUCUCUCUCUCUCUCUCUCUCUCUUCUGUCCGGAGCAAUGAAUAUGAGACCCACUUCACUCUUCCCUUCCAAACCCACCCCAACCUGCACUGCACUCUCCAUCCUCGCCCUCUUCCUCCUCGCCUCCUUCUACACCCUCCGCCACCCCCACGCCCCACGAAAUGCCGCCCACUUCCACCGCGCCUUCCUCUCCUCCGCCUCCAACGCCACCCUCGCCGCCUACCUCCGCGCCCUCACCCUCCGCCCUCACCUCGCCGGUACACAACCCUCCCUCGACGCGGCCCACCUCGUCCGGGCCCACUUCCUGUCCCUCGGCCUCGAGACCCGCGUGGCCCGCUUCGCCCCUCUCCUCUCCUACCCUGUCCGCGCCUCCCUCGCUGCCCACUUCCCCAACGGCACCUCGGUCGACCUCCCCUUGACCGAGCCCCGGCUCGCCCCCGACGCCGUCGUCCCCUACCACGCCUACUCGCCGUCUGGGUCGGCGGUGCGCGCGCUGGCCGUGUUCGCGAACUACGGCCGCGAGGAGGACUACGCGGCGCUCUCCGCGAUCGGGGUGGAGGUCGCGGGGUGCGUCGCGGUGGUGAGGAGGGGGGCCCUGUCGAGGGGAGACGUGGUGCGCGCCGCGGAGUCGAAGGGCGUGUUGGCAGUGCUGAUGUACACGGAGGGGCGCACGGCGUGGAGCCGCCGGGGGGUCGAGAGGGGGACGGUGAUGAGGGGCGUCGGGGACCCGCUGAGCCCCGGUUGGGCAGGGGUCGAGGGCGGGGAGGCUUUGGGUUUGGAGGACGAGGAGGUCUCGGCGAGGUUUCCGAAGAUCCCAUCCAUGCCGGUGUCUGCGGAAUGCGCAGAGAUGAUACUGGCGUCGCUCGAGGGUGGUCGGGCACCGCCGGAAUGGACGGAGACGCUGGGGUUUAAGGUCCGGGGUGUGGGGCCCGGCCCGACGGCGUUGAACUUCUCUUACCAGGGGGAGAAAAAAGUGGUGAAUAUCCAUAAUGUUUUUGCUGUCAUAAGGGGAUUAGAAGAGCCUGAUCGAUACAUUCUGUUAGGCAACCAUCGAGAUGCAUGGACAUAUGGAGCCGUCGACCCAAACAGUGGUACUGCAGCCCUACUUGACAUUGCUCGUAGGUAUGCUCUUAUGAUGCACAUGGGUUGGAAUCCUCGGAGAAGUAUUAUACUCUGUAGCUGGGAUGCGGAAGAGUUUGGUAUGAUAGGGUCUACCGAGUGGGUUGAGCAGAAUCUCAUGACCCUCGGUUCAAAAGCUGUAGCCUACCUGAACGUAGAUUGUGCUGUUCAAGGGCCAGGAUUUUUUGCCCGUGCAACUCCGCAGCUAGACGAGCUCCUAAUUGAGAUCACGAAGAAGGUCAAGGAUCCUGACAAUAAGGAAGCAACAGUUUAUGAGAUGUGGGCAAAAGCUGAUGGCGGCGACAAUAUCCAAAGGCUCAGUGGGAUAGAUUCAGAUUAUGCUCCCUUUUUGCAAUACGCGGGAAUUCCUUCAGUUGACAUAUACUAUGGAAAAGAUUUUCCUGUCUACCACACUGCCUAUGACACGUACGAUUGGAUGGCGAAUCACGGAGAUCCUUUGUUUCAGCGUCAUGUGGCCGCUGCAGGAGUAUGGGGGCUCUUAGCACUUCGUCUUGCGGAUGAUCUGAUAUUACCUUUCAAUUACCUUUCUUAUGCGAACCAGUUGCAGGGCUAUGUAGAUAUCGUGAUUAACUUACUAGAGGGAAAUAUUUCUGUGCACCCUUUGACCUUGUCAAUUCAAGCACUUGUAUCGGUGGCCAAAGAGGUUGAAUUGGAAGCAGAGAAAUUGAGCGUGGAACGGAUGACUGGCGAGCUCGGAGUGUUGAGGAGGCGAGCAUUAAAUGAUCGGCUGAUGCUUGCUGAAAGAGGCUUCUUGGAUGCCGAUGGUCUUCCCUAUGGACGGUGGUUCAAACAUCUUGUUUAUGGACCGAGCGACUACAGAAGCAAGAUAUCUUUCUUUCCUGGAGUAGCAGAAGCCAUCUGGAGAUCAGCGGGAAUGAGAGGCGGGGAAGGGCGAGCGCCGAUUCAACAUGAGAUAUGGAGAGUGGCUAGAGCCAUUCAGAGGGUUGCCGAUGUUCUGGGAGGUCGAACCUUGUAAAAGUUGAUAUCACACAAAGCAAAAGAUCGCUCUCGAGCCUGUGCACAUGCAGAUUGGUGGUGAGACAAAGCUUGAAGAAGGAAAAGGGCAGUUUCUCUCUCUCUCUCUCUCCCUCACAUGUAAUAUGUGUUCCUAUGUAAAUGUUCUGAUACGUAAGACAUAUACAAUAGCUGCCAUUACUUAUGAAUGGAAGCGCAUUUUACGUCCUUGUAGUGUUAAAGGUGUUCAGUUUUGAUCCUUGUAUCAUAUACUCCUCGUAGCUGCAGAAUCUUCAAAGUUGUCUCAUUUAAUUUUGAGGUAAUACAUUCG
Rhodamnia argentea is the source of this 2501-nucleotide messenger RNA. RefSeq names its product probable glutamate carboxypeptidase AMP1. Lineage: Eukaryota; Viridiplantae; Streptophyta; Magnoliopsida; Myrtales; Myrtaceae. The transcript is spliced from 10 exons. Bases 114 to 2192 code for a protein of 692 amino acids. The record is from RefSeq and is a predicted model, not a curated record. Gene Ontology annotation, molecular function: carboxypeptidase activity.